Messenger RNA from Cladophialophora psammophila CBS 110553, 657 nucleotides. RefSeq lists its product as uncharacterized. The record is from RefSeq and is a predicted model, not a curated record. The transcript has a single exon. Gene Ontology annotation, molecular function: glutathione transferase activity. NCBI's taxonomy places the organism in Eukaryota, Fungi, Ascomycota, Eurotiomycetes, Chaetothyriales, Herpotrichiellaceae. Bases 1 to 657 code for a protein of 218 amino acids. Gene Ontology annotation, biological process: glutathione metabolic process.
AUGGCUCCGAAACUCUACUGCACCAAAGAGUCUGGGAACUGCUACAAAGUGCGACUACUGGCCAGUUUCCUCGAUCUCCAACUUGACCAAGUUGAGGUGGACUUUUUCAACAUUCAACACCGCUCACCGGAGUUUCUAGCCAUUAAUCCCCGCGGAGAGCUACCGACUCUCGUCGAUGAGGGGAAAGUCUUCAAUGAUUCGAGCGUAAUUCUCGUAUAUCUCGCUGGGACCAACCCUGACCCAAGUUCCAAGACGGUUCCAUCGAGUUAUUGGUCUUCCGACGUGGUCGAGCAGGCAUCUAUCGUGGACUGGCUCGCCUUCACGGCCAGCUGGAUUCAAUUUGGACUUUCAAAAGCCAGGGCGAUUGUGUCGUUCAAUUGGCCUGCUGAUGCCAGCGAGGAGACUCUUACGGAGGCAAAAAAUCGAGGCAUGAAGUCCCUCGAGAUUCUAGAGAAGAGGCUCGAGAAGGAGCAAUGGUUGGCUUUGGCGAGGCCGACGGUUGCGGACGUGUCGGUGUUUGUCUAUGUUGCCCUAGCGCAUAUGGGCGAUAUCUCGCUGGACCCGUAUCCUGCUGUCAAGGCAUGGAUAGAAAGAAUACAAGGUUUACCCAGGUUCAUUCCACUGGAUGGGUUGGACAAGGCGAUGCACCAGCGUUGA